Molecule: messenger RNA, 162 nt
Organism: Racocetra persica
Lineage: Eukaryota; Fungi; Glomeromycota; Glomeromycetes; Diversisporales; Gigasporaceae
Source: the annotation of a GenBank genome assembly
GAAGUUAGAGCAGGGAACGAUUGUGAAGAACGCAAAAAAAUGGUGCAACGAAAGAUUGUGGAAAGAAGCAAUAAAGCAGCAUAUAGGUGCAGAAAAUUUCGAUGCUGAGCUAUAUUCCAUUUUAAAGACGUCUUUACAAUGGAUAGAGCAUAAUCCAGUUAC